Messenger RNA from Trichomycterus rosablanca, 5996 nucleotides. RefSeq names its product neuropilin 1b (gene nrp1b). The transcript has 17 exons. Gene Ontology annotation, molecular function: semaphorin receptor activity; vascular endothelial growth factor binding; vascular endothelial growth factor receptor activity. The record is from RefSeq and is a predicted model, not a curated record. NCBI's taxonomy places the organism in Eukaryota, Metazoa, Chordata, Actinopteri, Siluriformes, Trichomycteridae. Bases 47 to 3052 code for a protein of 1001 amino acids. Gene Ontology annotation, biological process: sprouting angiogenesis; positive regulation of endothelial cell migration; positive regulation of filopodium assembly. Gene Ontology annotation, cellular component: focal adhesion; plasma membrane; axon.
GGCUGCUUUGACAGAAGAUCGCGAUCGAACAGUACGCGUUUUGAGGAUGUAUGCGCUACUUUGGUUGAUCGGGGUCGUGUUCUCUGCGGUGGCGGAUUUAGCGCAGAUCGACAGCUCAUGUGGCAGCAAUAUCACCAUCACCAGCGCCGGAUACGUAACGUCGCCCGGCUACCCGUCGGCCUACCCGCUCUCACAGCAGUGCACGUGGCUGAUCCGGGCGCCCGACCCCAGUCAGAGGAUCCUUAUCAACUUCAACCCGCAUUUUGAUCUCGAGACGCGGGAGUGCAAGUACGAUUUCGUAGAGGUGUACGACGGCGACAGUGAGAAGGCGCCGAUGGUGGGGAAGUACUGCGGUAAGAUUGCUCCGUCUCCCAUCACCUCGUCUGGAAACUCGCUACUCAUCAGAUUUACCUCAGACUACGAGACCAACGGCGCCGGAUUCAGCGUCCGCUACGAGGUUCACAGAGGAGUCACAGAAUGUUCGAGAAACGUAACGGCUCCUAAAGGGACUAUACAAACACCAGGCUUCCCUAAUAAAUACCCCCACAACCUGGAAUGCACCUUCAUCAUCUUCGCGCCAAAGAUGGCAGAGAUCGUUUUGGAGUUCGAGAGCUUUGACAUGGAGCCCGACAGCAUGCCGGCGCAUGAAGCCACUUGCCGAUUCGACCACGUGGAGAUCUGGGAUGGAUACCCCACAGUUGGCCCCCAUAUCGGAAGAUACUGUGGUUCCAGAAGUCCUGGCCAGGUGGUAGCUCACACUGGCAUCUUGUCCCUCACCAUUCACACUGACAGUGCCAUCGCAAGAGAAGGAUUUUUAGCCAAUUACAGCGUCCGAUACAACCCGGAUCCCAUCCGGAAACAAGGCGAUGAGUGUCUUACUCCUUUGGGGAUGGAGUCUGGUGAAAUAAGCGACGAGAGAAUUACAGCCUCGUCUCAGUACAAUCCCAGCUGGGCUCCUUACCGCUCGCGACUGAACUACCCCAAUAAUGGCUGGACGCCAUCGGAAGACUCGGCGAGGGAAUGGAUACAGGUGGAUCUUGGUUUCCUGUGGUACGUUUCAGCUAUAGGAACCCAAGGAGCCAUUUCUAUAGAAACUAAGAAAGCCUAUUACGUGAAGAGCUACAAAGUCAGUAUAAGCACAAACGGGGAGGACUGGAUCAUGAUCAAAGAUGGCACCAAGCACAAGGUGUUUACAGGCAAUCACAACCCUACUGACGAGGUUCGAGCCUUCCUCUCCAAACCCACGCUGACCCGCUACGUUCGGGUUAAACCGCUGACCUGGGAACAGGGCAUUUGCAUGCGCUUCGAGCUGUAUGGCUGCAAGAUCUCAGACUCUUCAUGCUCCUCUAUGUUGGGAAUGGUCUCUGGUCAAAUCUCAGACUCUCAGAUCUCAGUGUGGCCUGAGGUGGAGAGGGGCUGGCUACCCGAGUCUGCAAGGCUGCUGACGGGCCGUAAUGGCUGGAUAGUGCCCACGCCUCAAGGUUCGGGGCACAGUCCAUGGUUGGGAUUGGACCUGGGCUUUCCUCGGUGGGUCACUGCAAUCAUCUUGCAGGGUGGGAGGCUCAAGGACAAGAACAUGUUCAUUCGCAAAUUUAAGUUGGCGUACAGCAGCGGAUUAGAGUGGAGCUACCUGCUGGAGAAGAACAGCAACAAAUCUAAGGUGUUCCUUGGAAACCAGAACCACGACACCCCAGAGGUCCGUACUUUCGAGCCCCUGAUGACGCGUUUCCUGAGCGUAUAUCCCGAGCGCGGUUCGGCCGAUGGCAUGGCCCUCAGGCUGGAAUUACUAGGCUGUGACCCACAACAAACCACUUCUCUUCCCCCGUCAACCUCCGAAGUAAACACAGUGAGGGAAGCUGACAUGCCGCUAACCACCUCAGCCCCUGUUGGCAUCGUCACAGCAACAGAGGACUGUGAUGAUGAAUCUGCAACCUGCCACAGUGGAACGGGCACGGGCGAAGAUUAUGAGCCGACAGUAGGGGCAGUUGCAGAGCCAUCACUGAAUGAAGACCUGGUUCCUGCGUAUCUUUGGUUCGACUGCAGUUUUGGCUGGGCUGACCAACCUUCCUACUGUGGGUGGACUCCGGAGAGCAUUGGACAAGCUGAUUGGCUACUACAAAGCCAUGAAAAAAACGCUGAACACCAACUGCCCGGUAGAGAUUACACUGGAGAACCAGGGAACUUCAUCUACACCUCACUGUCUAGAGACAGACCCCACCCAGAGACAGCAGAAAAGUUAGAAAUAGAGAUAGACAGGGCGACCGACACAGUGGUGGAGACGGAGACAACAACAGACGAAGCCCGACCAGACUCGGAUACCGAAGGAGGGCUGGCACGGUUGGUCAGUGUUCCUGUUACCUCUCCCGAAGAAGAUCUCUGUGUAUCUUUCUGGUACCGGUUUACUGGAGGGCACACAGGUGCUCUACACAUCCGGCAAAGGAGGGAGGCUGAAGUAAAAGUGAUGGAGAGAUUGAUGGUACAGGAUGGAGAACAGGAAGAGAGGGGUGAAGAGGAAGUUCUUGUGUGGAAGAAGGACUGGCAGGAGACCAAACACUGGAAAGUAGGAAGAGUCCUGAUGCUCCGUGCUAAUAAACCAUAUCAGGUGAUCAUUGAGGGUGUUGUUGACAGCACGUCAUCUGGACACAUCUGCUUGGAUAAUGUGAGAAUUGCUCCUGAACUGAAUGCCACUGAAUGUAAAGAUCCAGAAGAUGAGAUGAUUGAUUCGGCUUAUCCUGCUCAUCCUGAAACUGGUGCAGCUAAACCUGAGAUUGAGUGUGAAGACCAGGAGGAAUCGGAGGGCUCGGUCUGGAGGUUCGGCCAGGAGGGCGGCGCCAUGCUGAAGACCCUCGAUCCCAUCCUGAUCACCAUCAUCGUCAUGAGCGCCGUGGGGGUCCUCCUGGGAGCCGUGUGCGGCGUGGUCCUCUACUGCUCCUGCUCCCACAACCCCGAGAGAAACCUGUCCGCCCUCGAGAACUACAACUUCGAGCUGGUCGACGGCGUCAAGCUGAAAAAGGAAAAAGUCACCGCACAGAAAUCAUAUACGGAAGCGUGAGGGCGGGCGAACGGCCAGACGGACCCUGAACAAAGGCAGAACGGACCGUCGCGGGGAAGGUUUCGGGAACCGGAUAUGUUGCCGGGGGUGCGUUUUAGCCGUUUGAGACAGAGACGUGCUUUUCUCAGGAAGUGCAGUAAGAGGAACUGACCUCUUGAGGGCACUGUGGAGAGAAUUGGUGUACAGUCUGGUCAUCUUAGCCGUUCUGAUUCAUCCGUUUGUGAUUGUUUUUUUUAAUACCAGGAUGCUGGUGAUGCGACCAAUCAAGAUGAAAGUAUUUAUAUUCUGUAUGAGUUUGGACUCACAGACGCUGUGUGUGUGUGUGUGUGUGUGUGUGUGCAUCCCUUGUGGCUUACGUUUGAUUCAAAGAGUGCCUUUUUACAUCCGUCUACUUUCUUUUAAUCACUUUCUUUUCUCCCAGUCUACAUUUUUAUUGCACUCUCCUCCUCACGCGCCACAUAUUUUCACCCGUCAGCGUUCGUCUCGUGCUACGACAGCCAGCCCGGUGCCACUUCUGAGAUCGUGACCAGAUUUACGUAUCUAGAAUAAUGGGCUGCUGCACCACCCAGACACCAUUUACAAUUUAGACAUAUCCAAUCCCCGUCCCCCAAAAAACCUGGUCAAUGUCCACCUUAAGCACAGCGUCCAUUCAGGCAAAAGAGGACGCGGACUAGCACACGUGCCAUCCAACGAUUGUGAAGCCAUAGCUUUUUCGGCACCUUAGACAUAGCUAUUUCAGCGCCCCCUACAGAGCACAAUUCACAAUUUUAAUUUUAAAAAUUUGGUAAAGCCACAUUAGGCUGCGAUCAAAGUGCGAAUAUGAGACGAAUCCGCAUUUGUGUGGACUAACCAUCAAAUUCACUCUUAAAGCUCCACGUGUAUACUAUAUUGCCAAAAGUAUUCUCUCAUCUGCCGUCACACGCAUAUGAACUUGAGUGACUCCCAUUCUUACUCCAUAGGGUUUAAUAUGAUGUCGGCCCACCCUUUGCAGCUAUAACAGCUUCAACUCUUCUGGGAAGGCUUUCCACAACACAAGGUUUAGGAGUGUGUUUAUGGGAAUUUUUGACCAUUCUUCCAGAACGCAUCUGUGAGGUCAGACACUGAUGAUGGACGAGAAGGCCUGGCUCACAGUCUCCGCUCUAAUUCAUCCCAAAGGUGUUCUAUCAGGUUGAGGUCAGGACUCUGUGCAAGUUCUUUCACACCAAACUCGCUCAUCCAUGUCUUCAUAGAGCUUGCUUUGUGCACUGGUGCGCAGUCAUGUUGGAACAGGAAGGGGCCAUCCCCAAACUGUUCCCACACAUUUGGGAGCAUUAAAUUGUCCCUUGGUAUGCUGAAGCAUUAAGAGUUCCUUUCGCUGGAACUAAGGGGCCGAGCCCAACUCCUGAUAAACACCCCCACACCAUAAUCCCCCCUCCACCAAACUUUACACUCGGCACAAUGCAGUCAGACAAGUACCGUUCCCCUGGCAACCGCCAAACCCAGACUCGUCCAUCGGAUCGCCAGACGGAGAAGCGUGAUUCGUCACUCCGGAGAACACGUCUCCACUGCUCUAGAGUCCAGUGGCGAAGUGCUUUACACCACUGCAUCUGACACUUUGCAUUGCGCUUGGUGAUGUAAGGCUUGGAUACACAUUGAAGCACAACCCAUUACCAUCACGUCUUGGUUAACCAAUUACCACCAUAUUGGGCGCAUCUGUGACUCGUCCAAGGUGACUUGGUUCCCUAUGACCCAGGUCCCAGGUCCUGAGACUGAUCAUGUCCCAAAGCUUUAAAAAUGGUAACCUGGAUUUCACAGGGAGGGAGAGGGGAAAUGAAAAGGGCAAGUCAACAAAGCUAACUCCAAAAACAUAUUGAAACACAGCCCAGCCUAAAGCAAAUAGGCCAACAAACUGCCAAUAGGGAUGCUUCAUCUGAUUAUUCUUGUAUAUCGAUAGGGUGGCUCGGUGGGUAGCACUUGCCUCACAGCAAGAAGGUCCUGGGUUUGAUCUCCAGGUGGGGCGGUCCGGGUCCUUUCUGUGUGGAGUUUGCAUGUUCUCCCCGUGUCUGCGUGGGUUUCCUCCCACAGUCCAAAAACAUGCAGUCAGGUUAAUUGGAGACACUGAAUUGCCCUAUAGGUGAUGCCAUGCGAUGCCCUGCGAUGGACUGGCGUCCCGUCCAGGGUGUUACUGUGUGCCUUGCGCCCAUUGAAAAGCUGGGAUAGGCUCCAGCAUCGCUCUCCAAUAGCCCCACCCCCACCAGGACCCUGAUUGGAUAAGCGGUUAUGAGGACAGUGAGUGAGUGUCUGUCGAUACUAUAAUAUUAGUUGGGUGGCACUGUAGUGUUUUUACUGCACAGUUUCGGCAGCCUUGGUUUGAACCCGAGCUUGUGUUACUAUUUAAGUAGAGUUUAGUUUAGUGUCUAUGGAUUUCCUCCAGGUAAUCCGGUAUCUGAUGGGUGGAAGGUGGAUUGGCCGCUUGAAGUGACCCCUAGGUGGUAGAAAGUAUCACCCUAUAGUGGUGAAUGGUAUUAUUACGGGGUUCAAACCUCCAAACUCUAUAAUUAAUUGACGUUUCAUCACCAGAGGUUGAAAAUAAACAGUUGUGCUGCUCGUGGACGAACCAGAGGAUGAGAUGCAUCAAAAAACGAUCAAUCAUUGCACUGAGUAACGUAUUUAUAUAACAUUUUGUUUAUUUCUUUCAUGUGUGUGUAAAGAUAACGAUGCAUCGCCAAAAUGUAUUGAACCCAGAGCUGUAUCAUUUUUAUUCCUCCACGGUUUCAGAAUUUUAUGCUGUUUUUGUGAAUAAUUUGUAACAGUUUGGUAGGAAUUAAACUAAAGGGAUGCUGGAGUAUGUAUUUCAAAAGGCAAUCUGGCUCCAGAAACACACUGUCCAGUCUUAUGUGACUCAGCUGACACGUUCUAUGACUACUACAUUCCAAAGAGUGGAUUAAAUAAAGUUUUUUAUUAA